AUGAAAAGUAUAUUGUUGCCUUAUCUUUUGUGUAUUACUGCUGCUAAUGGUCAGUCACCCUGUGAUGAAAUAUCAUUCGUUGAUCGAGCUGGAUGGGGUGCACGAGAACCAACUUCAAUAACAAAUCUAACAAGAAAACCUCUUUCAUUUUAUGUUAUACAUCAUACUUAUCAACCUCCAAAUUGUUAUGAUGAUGCAUCAUGUAUUCAACGAGUAAAAUCUAUUCAAGAUUUCCAUCAACUUGAUCGAGAAUGGGCAGAUAUAGGUUAUCAUUUUUUAGUUGGUGAAAAUGGUAAAGUCUAUGAAGGUCGAGGAUGGAAUCGUCAAGCUGCUCAUUCGCCCGGAUG
Messenger RNA from Rotaria sordida, 347 nucleotides. Lineage: Eukaryota; Metazoa; Rotifera; Eurotatoria; Philodinida; Philodinidae. The record is from the annotation of a GenBank genome assembly.